Molecule: messenger RNA, 5918 nt
Organism: Megalopta genalis
Lineage: Eukaryota; Metazoa; Arthropoda; Insecta; Hymenoptera; Halictidae
Source: RefSeq, a predicted model, not a curated record
UGGAUGCGUCAAUAAAAAUUACACAGUAGUUGUAAUUAUAACAGCGUGUACUGUAUUCGACGGUUCUCGAAAGGAUUCGCUAUGAAAGGAUUAUACACAUUGGCCGUCGUUGCCACAUUGGCAUUCCUGUCUGAAGGAAGAACUAUUCCAUCAGAAUGUGCAGGAGCGCGCAACGGCGCACUGAUUCCGCACGAGUCGAACUUCCAGAAGUUUUAUCGGUGCACCCAUGGACGAAAAGAGGAAUUCAGUUGUCCAAGGACUGCUGAUGGUCAACUGUGUUAUAACCCAGAAUCACAAAUGUGCGACUGGUCCGAAAUAGUACCUCAGUGCUAUGCACCGACAUCUGCUGCACCAUCCUCAAUUCCUACAACCGUAGGUGAUUCAUCACCUGCGUCCAGUACAGAGGAACCAGCAACGACUGAACCAUCCACUGAGGAACCAGCGACGGCUGAGCCUACCACAGAAGAACCAGCAACUGCUGAACCAACCACAGAAGAACCAGCAACUGUUGAACCAACCACAGAAGAACCAGCAACUGCUGGACCAACCACAGAAGAACCAACAACUGCUGAACCAACUACAGAAGAACCAGCAACUGUUGAACCAACCACAGACGAACCAGCAACUGCUGAACCAACUACAGAAGAACCAGCAACUGUUGAACCAACCACAGACGAACCAGCAACAGCUGAACCAACUACAGAAGAACCAGCAACUGCUGAACCAACUACAGAAGAACCAGCAACUGCUGAACCAACUACAGAAGAACCAGCAACUGCUGAACCAACUACAGAAGAACCAGCAACUGCUGAACCAACUACAGAAGAACCAGCAACUGCUGAACCAACUACAGAAGAACCAGCAACUGCUGAACCAACUACAGAAGAACCAGCAACUGCUGAACCAACUACAGAAGAACCAGCAACUGCUGAACCAACUACAGAAGAACCAGCAACUGCUGAACCAACUACAGAAGAACCAGCAACUGCUGAACCAACUACAGAAGAACCAGCAACUGCUGAACCAACUACAGAAGAACCAGCAACUGCUGAACCAACUACAGAAGAACCAGCAACUGCUGAACCAACUACAGAAGAACCAGCAACUGCUGAACCAACUACAGAAGAACCAGCAACUGCUGAACCAACUACAGAAGAACCAGCAACUGCUGAACCAACUACAGAAGAACCAGCAACUGCUGAACCAACUACAGAAGAACCAGCAACUGCUGAACCAACUACAGAAGAACCAGCAACUGCUGAACCAACUACAGAAGAACCAGCAACUGCUGAACCAACUACAGAAGAACCAGCAACUGCUGAACCAACUACAGAAGAACCAGCAACUGUUGAACCAACCACAGAAGAACCAGCAACUGCUGGACCAACCACAGAAGAACCAACAACUGUUGAACAAACUACAGAGGAACCAGCAACUGUUGAAUCAACCACAGAGGAACCAGCAACUGUUGAACCAACCACAGAAGAACCAACAACUGCUGAACCAACUACAGAAGAACCAGCAACUGUUGAACCAACCACAGACGAACCAGCAACAGCUGAACCAACUACAGAAGAACCAGUAACUGCUGAACCAACUACAGAAGAACCAGCAACUGCUGAAUCAACCACAGAAGAACCAGCAACGGCUGAACCAACUACAGAAGAACCAGCAACUGCUGAACCAACCACAGAAGAACCAGCAACUGCUGAACCAACUACAGAAGAACCAGCAACUGCUGAACCAACCACAGAAGAACCAGCAACUGCUGAAUCAACCACAGAAGAACCAGCAACGGCUGAAUCAACCACAGAAGAACCAGCAACGGCUGAUCUUCCAAGCCCUACCACCACUGAUCCGUCAACCGAAUCCACGGAAAACGUCAUAUGCCCAGAUUCAAGUUUAGUGAGACUGCCCCACGAAAGUGAUUGUAAUUUGUAUUACGAAUGCGAUCAGGGACAGCUUACAGUUGUUGCUUGUGGGAUUGGUCUAGUCUUUAACCCUACUUUAGGCUUAUGUGAUUUGCCAAAGAAUUAUCAUUGCAAGAAGCUUAUCACCGUAUAUUACGUAUGUCGCGCUGCCGAAUUUCAAUCAAUCAAUUUGGUUAGUCACCUGCAUAAAAGCGGCAACUGCAAGGAACAUGCACCCAAGGAUCCAGAUUGCUCCGCCGUUGAUUGCGGCAAGAAACGCUACCCGCACAGUUAUUAUGAGUGGUACUACGAGUGCCAAAAUGGCGUUAAGCAGGAGAAAGUGAGUCCGAGUGGUCUCCACUUCAACAACAACACCGAGAUAUGCGAUCUGCGGGAUAACGUCGAAUGCACCAAUAGCAAAGCUGGCACACGGACUCCCCACGAGUGCCAAUGCAACCAGUACUACGAGUGCAACAACGGGGAACAAGCCCUGUAGACUUGUCCCGCCGGCAAGAAUUUCGACGUAGUCAUUCUGAACUGCUUGCCCCAGGAGAAAGCCACUUGCCACAAGCGAUUAUACACAUUGGCCGUUGUUGCCACGUUGGCAUUCCUGUCUGAAGGAAAAACUAUUCCAUCAGAAUAUGCAGGAGCGCGCAACGGCGUACUGUUUCCAGAACCAGCAAUGGCUGAGCCUCCAAGCCCUAUCAACACUGAAGUCACGGCAAAAGUCAAAUGCCCAGAUUCUGGUUUAGUGAGACUGCCCCACGAAAAAUCUGAAGCAGCUUGUUGCCACUGUUCUUUAGCCAGUUAUUCACUCGUCAUGAUUGCAACGUUCGCGGUCAUUGCCACGAUCGCGAUGGCAACUGGCGUGUUCUCCAACGCGAUACCAAAUGACUGUCCACCGGACGAAUCCUCGGUGAUUAUGAGAUAUCCGCACGAGUGUUUGUGCCAACAGUAUUACAAUUGCUGGCGCGAGGAGAAGGUUCUACAAGGUUGCUUCCUGGGAAUGUUGUUCGAUCGAAACUCCAGCAGCUGUGUCCCAUUCGACGCAGCGGACUUCAGCCACUGCGACGACGAGCUGCCGUCUGCCUGGAAAUGUCCGUCAGACGGUGUGAUUACGUUGCCCCACGAAACCGACUGCACCUUGUACUAUCGUUGCCAGAACGGCCAGAAGUCUCUGCGAUACUGCAGAGGAGGACUGCACUUCGACCACCUGAAGGGUCUCUGCAUCUGGCAAGAUUCGGCGCGAUGUGCCAGGAACAUAGGAUUGAACUUGUGUCCACCUGCUGGCUCGAACAGGAGCGCAAACCUUCCUCACCCAUGCCUCUGCGAUCGAUAUUAUAAAUGUGCGGACGGUGUGCCCAUUUUGAAAAAGUGUCCGCCUGGUCUACAGUUUGACUAUGUCCGCGAGAUUUGCGACGAUCCGCAUAACUUUAAAUGCGUCAGACCUAUCCCAGAGAUUCCUACAACUACGCAAACUCCAACUACUUCUACAACUACUCAGAGUCCCACGACUCCUACAACCACACAAACUCCCACGACUACUAUAACUACUCAGAGCCCUACGACUCCUACAACCACACAAACUCCCACGACUACUACAACUACUCAGAGUCCUACGACUCCUACAACCACACAAACUCCCACGACUAUUACAACUACUCAGAGUCCCACGACUCCUACAACUACACAAACUCCCACGACUACUACGACUACUCAGAGUCCCACGACUCCCACAACCACACAAACUCCCACGACUACUACGACUACUCAGAGUCCCACGACUCCUACAACUACACAAACUCCCACGACUACUAUAACUACUCAGAGUCCCACGACUCCUACAACCACACAAACUCCCACGACGACUACAACUACUCAGAGUCCCACGACUCCUACAACCACACAAACUCCCACGACUAUUACAACUACUCAGAGUCCCACGACUCCUACAACCACACAAACUCCCACGACUACUACAACUACUCAGAGUCCCACGACUCCUACAACCACACAAACUCCCACGACUAUUACAACUACUCAGAGUCCCACGACUCCUACAACUACACAAACUCCCACGACUACUACGACUACUCAGAGUCCCACGACUCCUACAACCACACAAACUCCCUCGACUCCCACAACUACCCAGACUCCAACCACUCCAACAUCGUCAGAUUGUCCCAUCGAUUGUUCAGGAAAAGUACGUCUGCCAAAUCCAGUUGACUGUUCUAGCUACUACGAGUGUUACCAUGGUAGAAAAGCGUUGUUGCGAUGCUCCUCCGGGCUCCGAUACAACAGAGUAGCGGAUACGUGCGACUGGUCGUGGAACGUCGUGUGGAUAUGCAUUUUGGUGACCGUUGCCGCGGUGAUAGCUCUUUCCGAGGCUUUUAGCUGUCCAACAGAUACUCCGACCGAUAAAAUUGUCUACUUGCCUCACGAAGACUGUCACAAGUACUACGAGUGCAAAAAUGGAACUCCAAACCUAAGGGAUUGUCCAAACGACGAGAAUGGCGUGUAUUGUUUCGACAAGACGAACAUGAAAUGCGCCCCAGAGUCGGAAGUACCAGAUUGUUUGCAAGAUGCAUUACGACGACGAAAAUAUCGAGAUCUGCGUGAAGAAGAAUUCUUCUCCCACAACAGCGUGCUCCACAACACCGUCUCCCGCAACACCGUCUUCCUCAACAGCGCCUCUCACAACGACGGCAUGAAACGGUUCUACUUGUUGGCGAUUUUUGCCUCGACAAUUGUUGCCUCGGCGAUUGUUGUCUCAGCGGCUGACCAGAUCAAGCCGAGCUGUCCGUCGGAUCUUGGAUCGAACGGAGUUCAGUUCAUCCCUCACGAGAAUGAUUGUACUUUGUAUUAUCGAUGCACCAAGACGGGCAAAUAUGAGGAAUCGUGUCCGACCCAUGGCUCGUCGAAAUUAUGUUACGACGACAUACUGAAGAUCUGCAAUUGGGGCGCGAAAGUGUUAUGCUGCAAUCCCUUCCUACCAUCAUCAACAACGGUUCCCGGGCCGACUAUCAUACCAGGAAAUUGCCCAUGGAAUGGUAAAAGACCUCACAAAAACUGUCUGAAGUAUUACGAUAGCGACAACAACGAGGUCUGCUGCUUGGAAAGGCAUGUUUUCAACAGCGAUAUUUGCGAAUGCGAUCUGGCAAAGAACGUGAAGAACUGCAGACCGUCGAUAGAGGACAAGAAAGAAUGUAAGCGAACUUUAUUCGUUCGCCGAGCAAGUACUACUUGCGUACAUCAUUUCUCGAAACUCAUCGAAGCUCUCUCGUCGUUCGCAAUGAAACGCACGUGCAUUUUAGUGGUCGUUGCGACAGUGAUCGCCCUCUCUGAAGUGAAGGAGAUUUUGAGGGAGUGCCCGAUAGAGUGGAACAAAUUGGAAACGACUCACAUUCCACACGAGACGAAUCCCCAUUGGUUUUACAAAUGCUUUCUUGGAAAGAAGUACUUGAUGAAGUGUCCGGAAAACUGGGAUCCUCCGUUUGAAUUAUGCUACAAUCAGGAGCUGCAGGUCUGCGAUUGGCCGUGGAACGUUACCAAUUGUGGUGGUGGUGAUCCAGGCACAAUACCCACAAUACCCACACCCACACCCACGAUACCCACCCCCACGCCCACAAAACCCACACCCACACCCACAAUACCCACUCCUACGCCCACAAUACCCACACCCACGCCCACAAUACCCACACCCACGAUACCCACACCUACGCCCACAAUACCCACGCCCACACCCACACCCACGAUACCCACACCUACGCCCACAAUACCCACGCCCACACCCACACAACCCAGGCCCAAUCCUGGAAAAUGUCCAUCGGACAGUAGGUCGCCUCAUGAAACGAACUGCAAGAUGUACUACAACCCCGAUGGAACGACCUCGUGCUGUCUAGAAAACCAGGUUUUCAAUCCUGCGUUAUGCGUGUGCGACCGCCUUAUCAACGUAAAAUCGUGUAAACCAUCGGAUGCUGAUUACGAAAUGUGUAGCCGUUAACUAUA